AUGAUGCACGUUGAACCGGACGUUCCCACCCCCGCCCCACGUUUGUUGGCCACCGUACAGCUAGACAACAACUACGCGAACGAGGAUGAGCCGGUGGUUGAACACGUCAUCCCGAUCUCGGUAGACUGGGUGCUCCGCGGCUUGGAGCUCGCGCGCGUGGUGCCGGACAUUGAGCAUUGUACCUUCGAACCAGGCGAUGUGCUCAUGUACACAACCGAGUACACUGAGGACAUGGAGGAAGAAGAGGAUCACGCCGUCAAUGUUCGCGCCGCCUUCACCCACUCUCAGGAACUCGCGGAGAAACAUGCAGCCGGAACCUCAGCUAAGUCUAUUGAAGAACUCGUCCCGGAACAAUACCGACGCUACUUGAAGGUGUUUGACAAGAUCUCGUCGGAGCGCCUUCCCGACCACGGCCCAUUCGACCACGCCAUCGACCUGAAACCGGAGUUUGAGGAGCGUCUGCAGACCCAUCCACUCAACUGCAAGGUUUACCCAAUGUCGGCAAACGAGCAGACGGCACUUGACACCCUUCUGAAGGACGGUCGGGAACGUGGCAUUCUGCGCCCGUCCAAGUCACCCAUGGCGAGUCCAUUCUUCUUCGUGAAAAAGAAAGACGGUACUCUUCGACCCGUUCAGGACUAUCGUAUCCUCAACACAGGCACGGUCAAGAACACCUACCCGCUACCGCUCAUCAGCGACAUCGUGGAUCGGCUCACGGGUGCCAAGAUCUUCUCCAAGAUGGACGUGCGCUGGGGCUAUAACAACAUCCGUAUCAAGGAGGGCGACGAAUGGAAGGCGGCGUUCAAGACAAACCGUGGACUAUUUGAGCCUUUGGUGAUGUUCUUUGGCUUGACCAAUUCGCCGGCCACGUUCCAGACCAUGAUGAACGAGAUCUUUAGGGACAUGAUCGAUGAAGGCGUCAUUAGUAUCUAUAUGGACGACAUCUUGGUUCAUACAAAGGAACUGACACACCAUCGGGACACCGUCAAUCGAGUUCUACAACGGCUCCAAGAUCACGACCUUUACCUCAAGCCCGAGAAGUGUCAGUUCGAGCGUGACAGUGUCGAGUUCCUGGGAUUGGUGGUGUCGCACAACCAGAUGUCGAUGGACCCCGUUAAGGUGGCUGGCGUCAUGGGAUGGCCUACUCCCCGCAACAUCAAGGAAAUUCAAUCCUUCAUCGGCUUCACCAACUUCUACCGUCACUUCAUCGCCGACUUCUCGUCUAUCGCACGUCCACUCUUCGACCUUACGAAGAAGAUGGUGCCUUGA
Messenger RNA from Peniophora sp. CBMAI 1063, 1269 nucleotides. The record is from the annotation of a GenBank genome assembly. NCBI's taxonomy places the organism in Eukaryota, Fungi, Basidiomycota, Agaricomycetes, Russulales, Peniophoraceae.